UACAGCCCAGCUGUAGUUUAACCUCUUUGGACCUGUGUACGGUUUUCUGCAAACCAUGUGUGAUUGUUUGAGCGUGUUUGAGCAGCCUUGAUAGAGCUCCUUUAUCAGUCUGCGUUCCCAUUUAUACGGGAAAAGUCUGGAAUGCAACAGCAGAAUCCACAGAGAACAGUCACAACUGUGUUCAGAAGACUGACAGUGAACACUUUCUCUUGACAGUUCAAUAACUUCCAUUCUGUUGGCCUCUGAAGCUGGACAUGUUUGCCAUCACUGCCACAACACUCCGGCGAGGAGCUUGGAGAUACAGCCAGUGCACCAUGGCAACAGUUGUCUCCGGCAACAAGACCUCACAACAGGUGAGGGAGCAACUCAAGAAGGAGGUAGCAGAGAUGAGCAGUCAGUUCCCAGGCUUCAGGCCCGGCCUGGUUGUUCUGCAGGUCGGAGACCGAGAUGAUUCGAACCUUUACAUCAGCAUGAAGCUUAAGGCAGCGGCUGAGAUUGGAAUCAAUGCGAGCCACAUUAGACUUCCCAAGACAGCCACAGAAGAUGAAGUUUUACGUAGCAUUAUUACAGUCAAUGAAAACCAUGCAGUCCAUGGUUUCAUUGUACAACUGCCCCUUGAUUCUGUCAACCCGAUAGACACAGAAAAGGUGACCAAUGCUGUGGCCCCAGACAAAGAUGUUGAUGGGCUGACCAGUAUAAAUGCAGGGAAGCUGGCUCGAGGAGACCUGAGGAACUGUUUCAUCCCAUGUACACCUAAUGGGUGUUUGGAGCUCAUCAGUCAGACCGGCGUGAGUGUAUCUGGGAAGAAUGCUGUGGUGAUUGGGCGCAGUAAGAUUGUAGGAGCGCCAAUGCAUGAUCUGCUCCUAUGGAAUCACGCUACAGUGACCACCUGUCAUUCAAAGACUCAUGACCUUGCCGAACAGGUGGGCAGAGCUGACAUAUUGGUUGUGGGUGCUGGCAAAGCUGAGAUGGUGAAAGGAGAGUGGGUGAAGGAGGGGGCGGUGGUCAUAGACUGUGGUAUCAAUCAUAUAUCAGACAGCAGUAAACCCAGUGGGAAGCGUGUAGUCGGGGACGUGCACUAUCCCUCAGCUGUACAGCGAGCUGGGUACAUAACCCCAGUGCCUGGUGGGGUCGGACCCAUGACUGUAGCCAUGCUGAUGAAGAAUACAGUUCAAAGUGCACAGCGGUUUCUGCAGACAUACAAGCCAGGGAAGUGGAACAUUGUCUACACAAGAAUGAAACCUCAAAUGCCACAUCCAAGUGACUUUGCAAUCUCCCAUUCAUGCCCGAUCAAACCAAUUACCCAGCUUGCUAGAGAGGUGGGCCUGUUUUCCGAAGAAGUGGAGCCAUAUGGCAGGAGCAGGGCUAAGAUACAACUGGGCACUCUGAAACGCAUGAAGAACCAGCCUGAUGGAAAAUAUGUGGUUGUCACUGGCAUUACUCCUUCUCCAGUGGGCGAGGGAAAGCGCACCAUUGCUCUUGGUUUGGCUCAGGCCUUAGGGGCCCAUCUGAGUAUCAACUCUUUUGCCUGUGUGCGAGAACCUGCUCCUGGAUCCUGUUUUUGGGCUAAAGAUGGAGGUCUUGCUGUUGGAGGUGGAUACUCUCAAGUGAUUCCUUUGGAAGAGGUCAGCCUUCAACCUACAGGCCAAAAUGAGGUCAUCUGUACUGCCAGUAGACUGGUGAUGGACGCUAUAAAAGCGCAUGUUCAUUAUGAGUCAAAGCUUUGCGAGAAGUCUUUGUUUGAUUUAAUGGUUCCUCUCAGAAGAGGUGAAAGGUCAGUCUCUCCAGCCCAGCUUAAUCGACUGAAGAAACUGGGUAUUGAGAAAUCUGAUCCCUUGACCUUCACAGAGACCGAAAUAAAAGAAUUUCUCAGACUGGACAUUGACACAGAGACUGCAAUAGACUCUGGAUUUUUGGAAAAUGAGAUGAUGGCUAUACUGUCACUAAGCAGCAGUGAGGAUGAUCUGCAGCAAAGGCUUGCUAGGAUUGUAGUGGCUACAAACAAAUCUGGAGACCCUGUCACCACAGAGGAUUUGGAUGUCAGCGGUGCAGUGGCCAUGCUCUUGAAAGAUGCACUAAAGCCUGUCCUAAUGCAAACCGUGGAGGGUACACCGGUAUUUGUUCACACCAGCCCAUUAGCUGACAUUGCUCAAGGCUGUACUUCCAUCCUGGCAGACAAGAUGGCCCUAAAAUUGGUUGGAUCUGAAGGAUUUGUUGUCAGCGAGUCUGCUCAUGGGGCCGAUGUGGGCUUGGAGAAAUUCUUCAACAUUAAAUGCCGCUACUCAGGCCUGCAGCCAAAUGUGGUGGUGAUGGUGGCUACUGUUCGUACCUUGAGGAUGCAUGGUGGUGCUGCUCCAGUCCGGGUAGGCUGGUCCCUUCCAAAGGAGUACUCACAAGAGAACAUCAAACAGGUGGAACAAGGCUGUUAUCACCUGAGGAAACAAGUGGAGAAUGCAAAAGCCUUUGGCUUGCCAGUUAUAGUAGCUGUUAACACAUUCAGGGGUGAUACUGAUGCUGAGCUGGAGCUGGUGUGUUGCCAAGCGAAACAAGCUGGUGCCUUAGAUGCAGUACUGUGCACAAACUGGUCUAAGGGUGGCGCUGGAGCGCUGAAUCUGGCCGAAGCUGUUCGGAGAGCAGCAAAACUGCCCGGACGGUUCAAGUUCCUCUACGAACCACAGAUUCCAGCUGCUGAAAAGUUAAGGUCUGUGGCAAAGCAGAUGUAUGGAGCUAAAGACAUAGACUUUUCACCAAAAGCCAAGGAGAAGCUUGAGCUUUACACAAAACAGGGUUUUGGGAAUUUGCCAGUCUGCAUAGCUAAGACACACCUGUCCCUGAGUAAUGACCCUAAGCUGAAAGGAGUGCCAACAGACUUCAUCCUGCCCAUUACAGAUGUCAAAGCCAAUGCUGGAGCUGGUUUCCUUUGCUGUCUGACUGACUCUACAAAUACAGAAAUGGUUGAUCCCGUGUGGCCCGGUUUCCAUGGCAACAACCUUUUACAGUGACUGCAAGUGCCUCAAUGAUGAUCUAAAGUAUGAUAAGUUUACAGUAAUUAAUGAUCAAUUCAACUUUUAAUACUUUGAACUUUUAAUUGAAGGUAUAUCCUUUUUAAUAUUGAGAAAUUAUUGAAACUCAUUAUGAUAACUUAUUAGUAUAAUACAGUGAAAAAUCAUCAAACUGGUCAUGGCAUUACCAAUUUCAGAUAUGGUCACUCCUGCAUUAAAACACUGUGAUUUUUGAACUGUAAGAUAUUGUUCACCAUAGAUUUUUAGUCAAGCAACAUUCAAUACUGUGCAAAAGUAUUUAUAAUAUAAGUAGGACACCAUGCCACUGUUAAAUUGUUAUUUUUGCAAUGGGAUUGUGAUAUAUAUAUCACAGAGAAAAUACAAAAAUGUAAUCUCAUGACCUUAGGACUCCUCAAAAGUGUUCCCAAUGUGGUUAGUGCCAAGGGAGGUCACACUAAAAAAAGACUUUUACUGGAACAAGACAUUUUGUUCUGAAAAUAUGGGCUUUUUUAUAGGGGUGCGCACCGAUAUAUCGCCUGAUGAUGCUUGCUAUGCUUCUCAAUGAAUUACUGUGAAAUGCCAGUACAUCCAAAAGCCAGAGGGCGCUCUCGUGCAGAAACUCAGUAUGAGAACCAUACAUACGCAGCUAUGACACGCAGCUCCAGGAAAUGGCUUUAGGAUAUAUUUAUAAUUGCUCUAAAGGGAUUUUCAUGAUAAUAAAGAACAUGUAUAAUGAUUAUGUUUGACUAGUUUUGCUUUUUCAAAUGCACGACUCAAACUAACAGUGAUUUCAGAUCGAUAAGCACUUACUGAUCAAAAAUAGCUGUGAAUAUUAUCGGCUGUGCGAUUCAGAAUAGUUAUCGGCCACGUAUUAUUAGUGUAUAUCGGCAUUUAUUGGUGCACCCCUACUUUUUUACAAUUUGUGCACAUAUUUUCCAUGUUUGUUUCUUGGUAAAGAGAAUGAAAUAUAAAUAUGGAUGGUCAUUAAAAUUUAGCUGUUGGUGGCCUAAGACUUUUGCACAGUACUGUAGAUCAUCUGACAAGACCAAAAUGUCUGUGUGUUUCUUAUCAGUGUGUUUACUUAUUCAAUUAAGUUAGUAUUAAGAUAUUGCUGCCAUUUAUCUUGAAUUGAGUGUAACAUCUGCCAUGGCAUAUUCAUGUUUGUCAGUAUUUUUGAAAGGUGCAUUUGAUUUUAAAGACCAUGUGACACAUUGAUUUUAUUUGAUGGCUUAGUCUGUCUGUCUGUCUCUCUCUCUCUCUCUCUCUCUCUCUCUCUCUCUCUCUCUCUCUCUCUCUCUCUCUCUCUCUCUCUCUCUCUCUCUCUCUCUCUCUCUCUCUCUCUCUCUCUCUCUCUCUCUCUCUGGUUUUCUCUCUCUGCCUCAGUCAAAUGAAAUAUUAGCUUAACCUUUCAUUUUUCCCCCAGACGUUGCUGCUUCCUAUAGAUACUAAACUGAUUGUAAGCUAUAAUUAGAUAAUUUAUUUUUGUCUAGUUUAUUUUUAACAUAAUUACUUUGAGAAACAUUAUGCUCAGCAGCCAAUUCUCUUGUCCUGUAGACAGUGUUCACUUUCAAUAGUCUAAAAGUGUCCUUUCCAGACAUCUGGAGCUGUGAGUAACAAUGUAGAUGUGGCACGAGAUGGUGCCAGGGGGCCCCAGUUUUAUGACAUUUUUAUAAAAUACAUUGCUUUAUCACAGAUUCUUUGUGAUCGAACCUCAAAAAAUUAUAGCUACCAACCAACAGCACUACAUUGUAUUAUGUUAUAUGUUUUGUUUAAUAAAUUCAUAAAUAUGUCCUCAUUGGUGUCAAAUGACCUCUGCCAAUGAUCUGACUUUUCUUUGUAAGCUUAGAUU
Messenger RNA from Paramisgurnus dabryanus, 4851 nucleotides. RefSeq names its product methylenetetrahydrofolate dehydrogenase (NADP+ dependent) 1a, methenyltetrahydrofolate cyclohydrolase, formyltetrahydrofolate synthetase (gene mthfd1a). Gene Ontology annotation, biological process: tetrahydrofolate interconversion. The record is from RefSeq and is a predicted model, not a curated record. NCBI's taxonomy places the organism in Eukaryota, Metazoa, Chordata, Actinopteri, Cypriniformes, Cobitidae. Gene Ontology annotation, molecular function: methylenetetrahydrofolate dehydrogenase (NADP+) activity; formate-tetrahydrofolate ligase activity; ATP binding. Gene Ontology annotation, cellular component: cytosol.